This is a messenger RNA of Branchiostoma floridae (Florida lancelet), 1636 nucleotides long. RefSeq names its product death-associated protein kinase 1-like. The record is from RefSeq and is a predicted model, not a curated record. Lineage: Eukaryota; Metazoa; Chordata; Leptocardii; Amphioxiformes; Branchiostomatidae. Gene Ontology annotation, biological process: regulation of apoptotic process. The coding region runs from base 12 to 1517 and encodes 501 amino acids. The transcript has 2 exons.
ACCAGCGCCAAAUGCCAAAACUGUGCGCCGAAAUCACCAAGCAGCUGCCCAGCUGGUGUAAGAAGAAGUGCAGCCCGAAGUGUCCUGUACUGAGGUGGCCAGGCUACGUGGAAGCAGUCAAAGAGAUCGACCCACAUGUGGAGGAGGAAUUCCUGCUGAAGUCUACAAGAUUUCUGGACCAUCUGGGAGAAACUAUCUUCAAAUGUCCUAGUUCUUCCGAUCCCAUCAUUGUCCUGAAGCCCAACUGGCUCUGCACAGACGUCAUCGGCCCAAUGAUGGCACCAGUCAACUUCCCCAUUCCCCGCCCGGAGAGAACAAGCGAAGACUACGUCACCAGGGCGGAGAUCCAGCGCGUCUUCCAAGACGUUGCUGACGUGGAUCUCCUCAUCACCCUGCUGCAAGAGUUCCAGCUCUGCCACUCCUAUGACGGACAGACCUUCAUCUUCCCAGGGCUGCUGACACAAACCAUGCCUCCUGACAAGUGGCAACCAACACCUGAGCCAAAGGUGGUCUACUUUGGGAAGCAAGUCCAGUGUGCCGGCUCAACUGACAUGUUCUCCUCCGGGUUCUUCCCCCGAGUGCAGACCCGCCUGAUGAGGGAGCUGGAGAAUCGCCCGCUGCUGUGGAGAGAUGGCGCCAAGUGUGCGGACAGAAAUGUGGAAGGUCUGAUCAAACUCUCUCCGGACGGCCGUGCAGUCAACAUUUGUGUGCGGAGUGCGCAGGGUGACAAGCUGCAGUGUGGCAAGAUGCUGCAGCAGCUGGAGAACAUCAUCGCUGAUGUGCUGGAUGAGUGCAGCCCAGGAACUGGCACAGUAGAGAAGGUGCUCAGCGCUCGUGCACUGAAGGAACACAGGGAGGAGUUCUGCUCCUAUGGCAAGGAGGAGAUCAGCAAGGCAGCAGCAGAGGGCGGUACAAUCCUCCAUCCCACCCUCGGGUUCACGGAACAGGUCAGUGACCUGCUGUGUAGAGAGGAUGAGGACCCGUUCAUCAGGAACCGCCCAGAGCUGGUCCAGGCCUUGCGGCACGUGGAGCCAAUCCUGGACCGUCUCCUGUCCCGCGGCAUUCUCAGUGAGGAGGAACGGGACCGGAUCAGGGCAAAGGAAACUCCCCAAGACCAGGUAAGGGAACUGUUGGACACUGUGGGAAGGAAGAGCGCACAAGCACGUGACGAGUUCAAGGCUGUGCUGGAGGAGGUGAACCCGCAUGCUGCCGGACUGAUCCAAGAUGGCGCCUGUGACCUGUUGCAUGGAGGGAACGAAGACCCGCUCAUCAUUAACCGUCCGGAGCUGGUCCGGGACCUGACGUCAUCAUACGUCAUGGAGAGAAUCCUGAACCAUCUCCUGUCACGUGGUCACCUCAGUGACGAGGAGUGUGACGUCAUCAGGGCCAGCAGGACAGCUCAUGACAAGGCGAGGGAGCUGCUGGACACCGUGGGGAGGAAGGGCGCGGCUGCACGGCGUGCGCUCAAGGACGUCCUGGGAGAGGUCAGCCCGCACCUGGCCGAAAUGGUGGAGUAAGCCGAAAUGGUAGAGUAAGCCGAAAUGGUGGAGUAAGCCGAAAUGGUGGAGUAAGCCGAAAUGGUGGAGUAAGCCGAAAUGGGGGAGUAAGCCGAAAUGGUGGAGUAAGCCGAAAUGGG